Molecule: messenger RNA, 1825 nt
Organism: Erythranthe guttata (spotted monkey flower)
Lineage: Eukaryota; Viridiplantae; Streptophyta; Magnoliopsida; Lamiales; Phrymaceae
Source: RefSeq, a predicted model, not a curated record
CCUUUUGGCGGGAAAAAGUAAGAGGUGAAGAACUAGGGUUCUAAUUUCUAAAUCAGGGGACAACAGAAACAUCACAAAUUGGCGAGGGUUGGAAAAAAAAUUGGAAACAUGGAGAGGCGAAGGAGAAUCGCCGCAGACGGUAGGAAUCGGGGAAUGGAAGAGAACACGUUGGCCAUUCUCGACACCUCCGGCUUCAACAAUUCGAAAUUCUCUCCCCACCUGAACGACGAUCGGCUUGCUUUUCUGGAAGCUGUUCGAACCGCUUCUCUUCUUCCAGAUAAUGGAAGCGCACCCACAGGAAAAAUGUUUGAGGCCAUAUUUCAUAUUCUAAAGGAUGUGGAUUCGCUUGAUUUAAUGAUGGAAAGUUACCAGCUUCUCAUUGAAUUGGAUAAGUGCUUUCCUCGAGUAUACCUAUCCAAAGGGGAGUGUUUAGAUUCAUCUUUACCUUCAGAAGUUCUCUACGAAUUAAUUAUUGUUGAAGAGGUGAUUCAGCUUUCUCCGAGUAAAUGUUUGAAAUUAAGGUUAUCAUCUGAAUAAUGUUUGAAAUGUGCUGCUGCAUUUUAGGCUUGGAUACCUUUUAAUUUCCGGUUGGAUGGUUACAAUGAGAAGAGGGAAGCUGCAAAUCAUUCAAGUAUUUCGGUGGAUGCAUUGGGUUUCCAUGCUCUUAUACAAGAUAUUGACAGAAUGGCUAAGGAAAUGAAGUCCGAAGAAGUGAAAGCUUCGGUAGAGACAAACUUCCUGAAAAACAUGUUACUACUUCAGUAUCUCAUCACUGUUCUUGAAGGAGAUUUUUUGCCUCGUAAUUGCACUUAUCAAGAAACUAUGAACUGGACCAUUUUGAGGGAGUCACAGCUAAACUUGCUUCUGGGAUCAAGAAAAAUAAUUUACAAAGGGUUAAUGAAGGACUGUUUAUCAAUCAUGUGUGAUAUGUCUCAAUUGAGUGUAUUUUCUGAAGAAGAUGGUUCUACAGGGGAGUUACUGCAUGGAAUUACUAGUGUUACGACAUUAGCUUUACCUGAAAUGAAAAAGUCUACUUGCAAUCUCCUGAAAAAACUUCUCUUGAUGAUCAUGGAGCUAGAUUCGUCACGGCGAGUGGCUGAUCAGCAAGGUCAUACAACUAGAGCUGAUGGUGUAAGGACCCCAGCAAUGGAGAUCAUUUUGGAUGAACUUAUGUACAACAAUGAUAUCCUACCUUCUUUUCUUCAGGUCUUUGAUCCAAGAUGGAAGCUUGAAAUUAUCGUACAAUAUUUCCAGAAAUACAUUCCUAAGUAUUCUGUUCAAACUAGGAGAUCAAGUGGUGCAGUCAAAACCGAGAAUUUUGAUGGAGUUUUGAAGUGCUUGUCCAACAGCAACAUCACUAAAAGUAUCGUUAAAAAGAUUAGUUCAGAGGUAGUUCAAUUGCUCUUGGCCUAUGCUUUCCAGGCAUAUUUGGCGCUGUUCUAUCAACACGUCUCUGGAGGAGUUUCCGUUACGGUUGAACAUGUCAAAAGCAACUCUCUACAUGAAAUUUGCAAAAACUUAGUAUCUGCUUUUACCUCUCUCAGAAAAGAAGAUCCGGACACUGAGAUGUUGUGCUGCAGCAAGGAAGCAUUGUUUACAGCUGCUGCCAUUCUCUCAGCAAAAAUGUAGUGACUUCAAUUGUAGUUAAGAUUUGCCCAUUAGAAUUCUGACAAUGGUAAGCAGAACCUGGUGUAGUUGAGUGUAGAUAUUCUAUGGUGUACAGGUAACAUAUCUCAAGAAUCUACAUGUGAGUAUCUCUGUCUCUUUUGUCACUAAAACCAAACAAAUAUCAUCAUUGAUAACUCAACGUAAGUUAUUCUGCUCA